Messenger RNA from Durio zibethinus, 1774 nucleotides. RefSeq lists its product as uncharacterized. NCBI's taxonomy places the organism in Eukaryota, Viridiplantae, Streptophyta, Magnoliopsida, Malvales, Malvaceae. The record is from RefSeq and is a predicted model, not a curated record. Gene Ontology annotation, cellular component: membrane.
AUCUCUGUUUUCUUUUUUCAUUCUAAAUUUAUGUUUAGUCAUGUUGUUUAUUUUUCUAGUAUUCCUUCCUCUGCGUUUGCUUCCCUCCGUUCCCUUCAAAAUUCUGUAACAUUAGCCUGAAUUUUGAUCAUAUAUAAUAUAUAUGUGACUGACUUUGAGGAUUCCGGUUCCAAAUUUUCUAUUUUUGUUUUCCGUUUAUGAUUAAAUGGAAGAAGUGUUCUAGCAAUCAAAUAGUAUACCCAUUUUUUUUUUCAAAGAAAAAGAGUUUCUUUGUUUUUUUUUUUCUUCUCAUAAAGAUUAUUCUUUUGGCAGCGGAAGAUUAUUACUUUUCUUUCUGCUGUUUGAUUUUCAAUUUUUAUUUGAUUUUAAGAGUAACUCUUUUUGAAUUAUUUGGGUAGAGACACAUUCAUUGGUCGUCCCAACUCCAAACAUUGUGCAUAGGAAUAUUAAUAAAGAAAUUAUGAUAACCAGUGGAGCGAGUAGGAGUAAUUUCUUGAGUUUCUUAGCAGGAUCCACAACACAUACUUGGCAGCCCGUCAUGACUGCCGAUACUGCCACCAUAAGUUACUGGUUCAACUGGAGGUUCUCACUCUGUGCGCUAUUCAUCUUAACCUGUAUGGUUUUGGCAGCAAUUAUAAUUUGGAAAUUUGAAGGCCGGAAAAAAUCAGAACAUCAGGAGAGAGAAAAUUACAGGGAGACUCCAGGGCUUUUAUAUGAGGAUGAAGCUUGGAAUACAUGUCUCAAAAGCAUUCACCCUGCUUGGCUGCUUAGUUUUAGAGUGUUUGCUUUCUUCAUGCUUUUGGCAUUGCUUAUGGCCAAUGUUGUGAUUGAUGGAGGUGGCAUAUUUUACUUUUAUACUCAGUGGACAUUUACUUUGGUCACAAUCUACUUUGGGUUUGGAUCUGCAAUGUCCAUAUAUGGAUGUCGAAAACACUGGGGAAAAGUUGCUGGUGAUAGGGCUGAUUGUGUAAGUUUAGAUUCUGAGCAAGGCACCUACAUACCCCCCACUCUUGGAGAAACUGCAGAUGUAUCCCACCAGUCUAAACAUUUUGAUGCCAAUGCAGCACCUUAUCAUCCUCCCAGAGCAGGUGCAUGGAGUUAUGCCUUUCAAAUUAUUUAUCAGAUUUGCGCAGGUGCAGUAAUGCUCACUGAUUCAGUAUUUUGGCUUAUUCUUUUUCCAUUCCUAACAUCCGAAGAUUUUGGUCUGAAUUUUCUGAUUGUCUCUCUGCACUCAGUCAAUGCUGUUUUCCUCUUUGGUGACACAAUUUUGAAUUGCAUGCGGUUCCCUUUGUUUCGAAUUGCGUAUUUUGUUUUAUGGACGGGCACAUUUGUUGUUUUCCAAUGGAUCAUUCAUGCUUGUGUUAACCUUUGGUGGCCAUAUCCAUUUCUUGACUUGUCAUCUUCAUAUGCUCCCUUAUGGCAACUUGUGGUGAUUGUCUCAGUACUGAAGUUAACUCACUAGUUCCUGCCAACGUGCUCACCAUCUCUGUUUCCAUCUUGGACUAAAACAGGUCAUUCCCCGAGUCGUUUCGGAAAAGGGUGUAAAAAGAAGAGAUUGUUGAUGUUGAAAUUGAAGGUAAUGCAAGAUAUGGGGAGAUAUCGGAUUCAUGGUGGGUGGUUAUAUCAAUAUGUGAUUGAAUUGUAUGGUAACUAUUGUCCACAUGGUAAAUGCAGAAGAUUUUUAAUUCAAAUAUCCAAGGUUGUAUGACUUGCAUACUAUAUAUAGAAACUUAGUUGCCAAAACACAAAAUAAGCUUAUCUAAUUUAUUAAAUA